AUGUCCGUCAUCGCAGCCAAGCCGGUUCCUGAGAAGAAGCCCGUCAAGUUCAGCAAUUUGCUGCUUGGGGCCGGCCUCAACAUGUUCGAGGUCACAACUUUGGGACAGCCGCUGGAGGUCACGAAGACGACGAUGGCGGCGAAUCGAGGAGAUUCGUUCGCGACCGCUUUGACAAGAAUAUGGGGUCGAGGUGGUGUUCUUGGCUUCUACCAAGGUCUCAUCCCCUGGGCCUGGAUCGAAGCCUCCACCAAAGGUGCAGUCCUCCUCUUCGUCGCCUCCGAAGGAGAGUACUAUGCCCGCUCCUUCGGCGCGUCUGACUUCACGGCCGGCAUCAGCGGUGGUAUCUUGGGCGGAGUGGCACAAGCGUACGCGACGAUGGGUUUCUGCACCUGCAUGAAGACCGUCGAGAUCACCAAGACCAAGCUUGCUGCUGCGGGUGUCAAGCCUCCGGGUACAUUUGCCACGUUCAUGGAUAUCUACCGGAAGGAGGGGAUCAAGGGGAUCAACAAGGGUGUGAAUGCUGUCGCUAUCCGUCAAAUGACGAACUGGGGAUCCAGAUUCGGCCUCUCGAGACUGGCGGAACAGGGUAUCAGGAAGGUUACCGGCAAGGAGGAGGGCGGCAGGUUGAAUGCCUGGGAGAAAAUCCUGGCGUCUGGGCUGGGUGGUGGUUUGAGUGCUUGGAACCAGCCGAUUGAGGUUAUCCGUGUGGAGAUGCAGAGUAAGACGGAGGACCCGAACCGUCCGAAGAAGAUGACAGUGGGGAAUACGGCGAAGUACAUUUACCAGAAUAACGGGCUUAAGGGUCUGUAUCGGGGAGUGGUGCCUCGUAUUGGCUUGGGCGUUUGGCAGACGAUUUGCAUGGUUGCUAUGGGUGAUAUGGCGAAGAGCUACGUCGAGAAGCUCACCGGCGAGGCGGUCACUGCUAAGCAUUAG
Hyaloscypha bicolor E is the source of this 933-nucleotide messenger RNA. RefSeq names its product putative mitochondrial DNA replication protein YHM2. Gene Ontology annotation, cellular component: mitochondrion. NCBI's taxonomy places the organism in Eukaryota, Fungi, Ascomycota, Leotiomycetes, Helotiales, Hyaloscyphaceae. The record is from RefSeq and is a predicted model, not a curated record. The transcript is spliced from 4 exons. Gene Ontology annotation, biological process: mitochondrial citrate transmembrane transport; alpha-ketoglutarate transport. Gene Ontology annotation, molecular function: tricarboxylate secondary active transmembrane transporter activity. The coding region runs from base 1 to 933 and encodes 310 amino acids.